CCCCCGGCCCGCCUCCGGAUGCGCUGCUCGGUUAGCCUGGGGAGGAAGAUAAAGACAUUUGCAACCAAGAUGGUAAUCACGGGUGGAAAUGAUGAUGACAGAGGAAGCCAAGAAAAAGAGAGUAAAGAAGAGAGCGUGUUGGCCAUGCUCGGGAUCAUCGGCACCAUCCUGAACCUAGUCGUGAUCAUCUUUGUGUACAUCUACACCACGCUGUGAGCAGCCCGGGAGGUCCUCAGAGGCCUCGGGGUGGCCAGAAGAUGGGAGUCCUGUGUGUCCUCCAAUCAGUGACCCAGCACACACGGCAGGCACUUGACCCACACACACGACUCACGAGAUGCACCUUUGAACGCCCUAAAAGGUCACAAAAUUAAACCAAUCUUGCUGCAAGGAGCAGACACUAAAGCACAAUGAAUCCAACAAAACUCAUUCGCACAACCAGGAACUCAAUGUCUUGGGCAGGGGGCCUGGAAGAACACCUGCAAGACCAGCCUGGGUGCCAUCGCUAGUGGGUGGGCGCCGAAGCCCGUCGCCCCGACAGCUGGCGAGGUCACGCCUUCGGAAGGAGGAAAGGACGCAGCUCGUCAGCGCGUCUCCUGGACACGCGUGUCGCCUCCACACCGUGAGCUGUUUAGUAUGAAGCCACGAGGGCCGUUCUUGCAGGAUCCCACUCAUCAAAAGUGUCUAAACUCUUUGAUACCAGGGAGAUAACUUAUUUUUCUUUUUUCAUUGGCUUGACGUGUGUAUCUGUUCAUAUCAAGGUUUAUAAAUAUAUAUUUUUAAUAAAUGUGCUCUAUUUUUUAGCAUGAACCAAAUAUUUGGAGAGGCGCUCCUGGAUUCAUAGAGCUUCCCUUGGUCUUACCUGCUUCGCCCCCCUAGACUGCAGAUGUUGUGUCGUGUAAUCAUCCCAGACUUACCUCUCUCUCUCUCUCUCUGUCUGUCUGUCUGGAGGAUACUUUUCCAUAAUACCAGCUGUGGUCUUGGUUGGUGCAUGUUUUAGGAUUGUCUGUUCAGUGGCUUUUUGUUGUUCUAUCAGAGAUAGCAAAUGAUCGUGGGCAUGUGGACCUUAGGUGCACCAAACCCUUACUGAGAAUUAUGCAUGAUCCAGGGCUGAGUGAUAGAUCAGCUUUAAAAACUUUCACCAGGACUCGUGUCAGGGAAGAGCGUGGCAGGGUCUGCAGAUGGUCUCUUUGGUGGAAUGUUCAGCUUCCCUGGGUGGCUUCAUAUUAUUUCACUCCUGUGGCCAUUUGUUAAUGAUAUUGUGAUUUCGAUGGCCAGGCAUGGCGGAAGAUGGGGGAGAACAAAGUGGGGCACUCAGCAGUAGGUGCAUAAUUCCUUCCCAUCAAAGUAGGUGGGUGCUGUGACCCACCCCCCUCGGUGAAGGCUCCUUCUGGGCUUUUCAGGCUGGGAGGACUCCCCUGUGGCAGGUGACUUUGUGAGGGCACUAGAAGGGCACAUAGCGAUCACCCUAGAGGAUCGCUGUGCUUCUUAAAGCUCCUAGUUUGCACCCACAGGAAGCGGCUGCUCCCUGGCAGGGGUGGUUGGGUGAAUACGAAUGUGCCCUGUUCUCUGCUCCCUGAGAUGCACCUUUUCCUGGCAGCAGUGGCAUGGCCUUAAAAAGGGGUCAGAAUUUAUCUGCUAGCACCAGCCUCCCACAUGGGCAAAGGCAGCAGCAGCCUGCUGAGUUGGAUUUGAACGAUGCCCAGGAAGUCUUUGCUGCCAGAUUUCUCACUUGCCAUGUUGUAGUGUCUGAAAUUCCACCAGUAGAGAGUCAUUUCUCAGGCCUCUCUAAAGACCAGGCUCUUUUAUAAAUCAAAUGCCCCUGCGCAUCUGGCUCUGACAUUGAUUCAUCAGGUGUUUUCUCUUCCCCGCCAGAAGGAAGGAAGCUGACAGUGUUUAGGGCACACCGCGUGCCACACACUCUAUAGUCCUUAUGUUGUUGGGCCUCCCAGGAGUCCUGGGAGGGAGGGAGUCUUCCCCCACGUUGUAGAAGAAAGGGGAACCCCGAGAGAUCAGGAAACUUCCCCAUGAUCACAUGGCUACGGGCGGAGCGUCAGGACUCAAACCCAGCUCUGUCUUGUUGCUUGGUCAGCCUGCAGGCUGCUGGGAGGUCCUGGAGGGCCCCCGGAUCUGUGGGAAGAGAGGAAAUGGGGGAAGAGGGCAGGAAGGGCUGUUGGGGUCAGGAAGCAAAUCGAUGGCUUUGCUGAGGACUAGCUCUGCACCCCCCCCACUUCCCCCUAAACAUAAACCCGGACUCCUUAGACACUGGCAGAAUAUCAUACAAAUGAGGAUGAGGGAUAAGAGGAGGCUGGUGCGAAAUGCAAGGCAUGUUGGAGGGAGGGGUGGUCUCGCAGGCUCUGUGUGCUUCUAGAAGGACUGUAUGAAAAUUCUGAGCAGUGAACGGAGUAAACAAUAAAGGUGC
This is a messenger RNA of Talpa occidentalis (Iberian mole), 2419 nucleotides long. RefSeq names its product TCL1 upstream neural differentiation-associated RNA (gene TUNAR). The record is from RefSeq and is a predicted model, not a curated record. NCBI's taxonomy places the organism in Eukaryota, Metazoa, Chordata, Mammalia, Eulipotyphla, Talpidae. The coding region runs from base 19 to 216 and encodes 65 amino acids. The transcript is spliced from 2 exons.